Messenger RNA from Thermochaetoides thermophila DSM 1495, 681 nucleotides. Its product is annotated as acetyltransferase-like protein. NCBI's taxonomy places the organism in Eukaryota, Fungi, Ascomycota, Sordariomycetes, Sordariales, Chaetomiaceae. The transcript is spliced from 3 exons. The record is from RefSeq and is a predicted model, not a curated record. The coding region runs from base 1 to 681 and encodes 226 amino acids. Gene Ontology annotation, molecular function: acetyltransferase activity.
AUGGAUCCCAACAGCAUCGACAUCGCUGAGAACAGGCGCCGCAUGCUUGCAGGCGAGCUCUAUUAUGCCUGGACCCCCGAUCUGACGGCCGAUCGUCAGCGCUGCAAGGCCGCUACCAAAGCGUUCAACGAGCGCUGCACCAGUGGGAACGCCUCUAGAAGAGAGCUGGUUGAGCUUUGGAAGGCCAUCCUAAACGACACCACACCCCUUCCUCCGCCAGGAGCAACCCCUGAGGAGGACCAAAAACUGCUUCGCGAUUAUCCAUGGUGUGACGGGGCCAUCAAGUUCGACUACGGGUUCGGCAGCCAAGUCUACAUUAAUAGUAAUUGCACCUUUCUCGACACAUGCACGAUCACGAUCGGCUCACGCGUGCUGAUCGGGCCAAACGUGUCCUUCUUCGCCGCGACGCACCCGACGGAUCCGUUCGUGCGCAACGGGUUGCUGGGUCCAGAACUCGGCAAGCCCAUCACCAUCGGGGAUGACUGCUGGAUUGGUGGCGGCGCAAUUAUAUGCCCUGGCGUCACGAUCGGUCGCGGGGUUACCGUUGGCGCGGGGAGCGUGGUCACCAAGGAUGUAGAGGACUUCGUGGUUGUGGCAGGGAACCCCGCACGUGUGAUCAAACGUCUGGAUGUGGAAGCUCAGUUAAAGAAGGAGAGGGAGGAGAGGGAGAGCAAUAGGUGA